Molecule: messenger RNA, 4056 nt
Organism: Gossypium arboreum
Lineage: Eukaryota; Viridiplantae; Streptophyta; Magnoliopsida; Malvales; Malvaceae
Product: probable LRR receptor-like serine/threonine-protein kinase At2g16250
Exons: 5
Coding region: 882-3584 (900 amino acids)
Biological process (GO): protein phosphorylation
Molecular function (GO): protein binding; protein kinase activity; ATP binding
Source: RefSeq, a predicted model, not a curated record
UGGCUCGAGUGUGAAAAUUACCCAACUUCAAAUAUCAUAAAAUUGGAAAAAGAAAUAAGAAUAGUUGAUGAAGAUAGGGUGAUCAUAAAGCACAAAUUUCAUCAGGCUGAGUGGGUUUUCAGGAUCAAGAUUCCACCUUUUCUUUUUUUAAGGUAUAAUAAUUUAUUUCAACAAUUUUAGUUAAUUUUUUUUAUAAAAUUUGAGUGGAAAAAAAGAAUUCCAAGUCAAUGAAGCAUAAAACUCCAUAUCACCAUUGAAGCUCUGAGUGAGUAGUAAUAAUAAAAUUGAAAGGUUUAGAGUCUUUUGAGUUUGUUGAAAUGGCAGGUUCACUAAAUAGCUCCGGUGGAUAGUAAAGUAGAACUGUAUUUGCAGAAAGCCUUGCGGUUGGGCAAACAAACCCUUCCCUCAUUUUUUUGCUUUCAUCUCAUUAAUGUCACCUGACCCUCCCUUCCCUUAAAACCCCGUGCCAUCAUUCAUUUUUUUUCUUUGAAUUUCUUUUGGAUUUAAUACAUCAAGUUCUAUUUGAUUUUUCUUUUAUUUGUUUAAAUUAUUAUUAAUUCGGGAUCGGCGGUAAACAACAUCGAAUGCAGAAUCAAAGCUAGUGAUUGGUGGUAAGAAUUUACCAAGAACAAGAUUUUUUUUUCUCACUAUUUUUGAGUAAUAGUUAUUACUUAAUAACCCCCCAAUUUUAUUUUUUAAUUUUACUUUCUGUAAAUCAAGUAAGAACAUAAAAUGUACAGAUUAGUAAGAGAAAGAGAGCUCUCUGAUAGUAAUGGUAAUGGUAAACAUACGAAACUAACAGAUUUUUAUUUUGUUAAGAAGAAGAUGAGUUUGACACUUAGCGGCCAUUGAAGUUCAUCAGCAUCAGCUUCGCAUUAUCAAUGGAAGCUCAAAGAAAUGCGUUAUCAAUAAUCUUGUUAGCUGUAAUCUUGUUCUUGAUCCAGUGCGUGGUAGCUCAGAAAGCUCGGUUAAGUUCUCCAAUCGAACGGCGGGCAUUGCUGGAUCUCCGCGCAUCUUUAGGUCUCCGAGGCAAAGAUUGGCCCAUCAAGUCCGACCCCUGCUCGUCGUGGCUCGGUAUCGAAUGUCGGAACGGCUCCGUCUCCAAAAUCAGUGUUUCCGGUUUAAAAAGAACCAGACUUGGACGACUCAGUCCCAAGUUCAAUGUUGAUUCUUUGGUUAAUUUGACCCGGUUAGUUUCCUUCAAUGCUUCUGGGUUCCCGCUUCCCGGGUCAAUACCGGAUUGGCUCGGAAACCGGUUGGCUAAUCUCGAGGUUCUUGAUCUCCGCUCAUGCAAUAUCUCCGGUUCAAUCCCUGGUACACUCGGUAACUUGAGUCGACUCACUUCUUUGUAUCUUCAUGAUAACAAUCUUGCUGGUUUAAUUCCUGCUCCAUUGGGACUAUUAAGGAACUUAAAAUUUCUUGAUCUUUCGGUUAAUUCGCUUACCGGUUCGAUUCCCUCAAGUUUUCGGUCUUUUGGAAACAUGGAAAGGCUUGAACUUGCUUCAAAUUACUUAUCUGAGUCAAUUCCACCUAGUUUAGGCACUUUACGAGGUCUUCAAGUGUUCAAUGUUUCAGAUAAUAAUCUUUCUGGUUCAAUUCCUAUUCAGUUUGGCAAUCUUUCAAGGCUGGUUAAGCUUGAUCUUAGUAGGAAUUCUUUGUACGGUUCAUUGCCGGAGGAAUUAAAGAUGUUAAGGAGUUUAAAAAUGAUGAUAAUGGCGGAUAAUGAGCUAGAAGGACAUCUGCCUGUCGAUUUGUUUUCAAGUCUUGUUGAGUUGCAAGUUGUGGAUUUGAGUAGGAAUAAGCUUGAUGGUGCUCUUAACGCUACAAUUUGGUCAAUGCCUAAAUUACAGUCCCUUGAUGUAUCAAGCAACAACUUUACUGGUCCAUUUCCGGGUCUUAGAUCUAAUAUUAGUGCCACUACAGCUGCCAUGUUCAAUCUGUCAAACAAUUUCUUUUAUGGAACUUUGAAUUUUUCGCUCGGGAUGUUCAGAUUCAUUGAUCUCUCUGGCAACUAUUUUGAAGGCAAGGUAGACAACACGAAAAGAAACGCUAUUAUUGACAAGAAUUGCCUUCAGGCUUUGAAACAGAGGACUUUGGAGGAUUGUAGACUUUUUUACACUGAUAGAGGGCUAAGUUUUGAUAAUUUUGGAGCACCCGACACAACGCAGCCACCUCCUGCAGAAUCUAGUUCGGAGAGCAGGAAACGGUUGAUAUUUAUUUUGGCUGGAGUAGUUGGAGGACUUGGCUUCAUUGUACUAUUGGUUCUGAUUCUAGUGCUCGUCUUGAGGCGCAAUAAGGGCAUCGGAAAUCAAAGAAGGAAUGCAGAUGUUGGGCCAGUUCCUGAAGGGGAUAGUCCUCAAUUUCCGAAAGAUCCUACAAUAGCUGGUGCUGGAGAUCCAUUUACAUAUGAGCAGCUGCUCCUAGCAACUGAAAAUUUUAGUGAGACGAAUCUGAUUAAGCACGGCCACUCAGGUGACCUAUUUCGUGGUAUCUUGGAAGCUGGGAUCCCAGUGGUCAUCAAAAGGGUCAGUUUGAGUUCUUUCAAGAAAGAAUCAUACAUGAUGGAAUUGGAUUUAUUCAGAAAGCUUUCUCACCCAAGAUUUGUCCCGCUUUUGGGGCACUGCUUGGAGCAUGAAACUGAGAAGCUUUUGGUAUACAAGCAUAUGCCAAAUGGAGAUUUAGCCAAUUCCUUUUACAGGGCUACCAAUUCGGAUGAUGAUAGCUUACAGUCCCUGGAUUGGAUUACAAGGUUAAAAGUAGCUACUGGAGCUGCUGAAGGACUGUUUCAUUUGCACCAUGAAUGUAAUCCUUCCCUAGUUCACAGGGAUGUUCAAGCUAGCAGUAUUCUUCUUGAUGAUAAAUUUGAAGUGAGACUUGGAAGCUUGUGUGAAGUUCGUGCCCUGGAAGGAGAUACACACCAAAAUGUUCUCAAAAGGCUGCUCCGGAAACCACAGACCUCUGAGCCAGGUCCUUCAGGUUCAGGUUCUUCUUCAACUACUUGUGCUUACGAUGUGUACUGUUUCGGGAAGGUAUUACUAGAGCUUAUAACAGGCAAGCUUGGUAUUGGUAAGGCAGAAGAUGCAUCUACAAAGGAGUGGCUUGAGCAAACCUUGCCUUGCAUCAGUAUAUAUGAAAAGGAAUUGGUGACUAAGAUCAUGGAUCCAUCCUUGAUUGUAGAUGAGGAUCUAUUGGAGGAGGUAUGGGCCAUGGCAAUCGUGGCAAGGUCAUGCCUUAACCCCAAGCCUUCUAAACGACCCUCAAUGAAACAUAUUCUUAAAGCAUUGGAAAACCCUUUGAAAGUAGUAAGAGAGGAGAGUUUCAGCUCCGCAAGGCUAAGAACAACAUCUUCUAGGCGGUCUUGGGGUUCUGCCUUCUUUGGUAGUUGGCGACAGAGCUCAUCAGAGAGUGCCACCAUCCCAGGCCACCAAAACAGAGAGGGUUUCAGUGGUUUUAGGCAGGCAGGUAGAGUAGGUUCUCAUGGCAACGAUGGAAUUGAACACUCGUCUUCACGUAAAAGGUUGUCGAACGAAGUUUUCCCUGAACCCAUGGAAAUGCAAGACAUGGAGAUGUUAGAUGAAAACUAACCAAUAAUCCUCAGUGUUUGAAGUGCCUGCUCAACCAUUGUACCCAACAGUUUUUCUUUUCUAGUUGUGCUCUACAGCUAUUAUUUUAUGAGGAUACUUGUAGCCAGCAGGUGAUCCAACCUGAUUCAGAUAAACUGGCUGAGCUGAUACAUCCCUUGGCUUAAUGAAAAUAGCGGAAGUCAGCCAUGAAAAAGAAGAGAGCAAGAGCCCCGAUUGUAUCCAGCAAGAUUCUUUCAUACAUUCAAAAGCUCAAAAGCUUGUUUGCAGUUGAUUGUUACAACAAGCAUAAAUUUUUUCGUUGUAAUUGCCUUUUUUCUCACAUAUCUGAACAUGGAGAGUGUACAAUUGUAACAGGUUAGGACCCCUUGCAGAUUUAUUAAGUUUACAUUUUGUUAGUAGCAAUCAAAGAAACACAUUAACUGUAUUCUUCCAUUUGAGAAAUUGGAUUCAAACAUUUGGCAUCCCAGUAAAA